Molecule: messenger RNA, 1110 nt
Organism: Orycteropus afer afer
Lineage: Eukaryota; Metazoa; Chordata; Mammalia; Tubulidentata; Orycteropodidae
Gene: BTG3
Product: BTG anti-proliferation factor 3
Biological process (GO): negative regulation of mitotic cell cycle; negative regulation of cell population proliferation
Cellular component (GO): nucleus; cytoplasm
Source: RefSeq, a predicted model, not a curated record
GCAAGAUGAAGAAUGAAAUUGCUGCUGUUGUCUUCUUUUUCACAAGGCUAGUUCGGAAACAUGAUAAGUUGAAAAAAGAGGCAGUUGAGAGAUUUGCUGAGAAAUUGACUCUAAUACUUCAAGAAAAGUAUAAAAAUCAUUGGUAUCCUGAAAAACCAUCAAAAGGACAGGCCUACAGAUGCAUUCGUGUCAAUAAAUUUCAGAGAGUUGAUCCCGAUGUCCUGAAAGCCUGUGAGAAUAGCUGCAUCUUGUACAGUGACCUGGGAUUACCGAAGGAGCUCACUCUCUGGGUGGACCCAUGUGAGGUGUGUUGUCGGUAUGGAGAGAAAAACAAUGCCUUCAUUGUUGCCAGCUUUGAACAUGAAGAUGAAAACAAGGAUGAGAUCUCAAAGAAAGUUACAAGGGCCCUUGAUAAGGUUACCUCUGAUUAUCAUUCGGGAUCCUCUUCAGAUGAAGAAACUAGCAAGGAAAUGAAACCCAAAUUGGUGACUGCAACCCCCAGCCCUGUGUACCAGAUUUCAGAACUGAUAUUCCCACCUCUUCCAAUGUGGCAUCCUUUGCCUAAGAAAAAACCACCAAUGUACCGUGGGAAUGGCCAUCAGAGUCAUUACCCACCUCCUGUUCCAUUUGGUUAUCCAAAUCAGGGAAGGAAGAAUAAACCAUAUCGCCCAAUUCCAGUGACAUGGGUACCUCCUCCUGGAAUGUACUGUGACCGGAACCACUGGAUUAAUCCUCACAUGUUAGCACCUCACUAGCUCCUUUGUUUCUGUUAGUAUCACGGUGAAAAAAAGUAGAAGAAGCCUAUAUAUUACAAGUUCAAAGUUCAUACUUAUAGUAGUAAAGUUAGAUGGAUCAAACCAUCAAACUUAUUUUUAUAGAAAAGUUAUUGAGAAUAAUCUUUCUUAAAAAUAUAUAUAUUCACUUUAGAUAUAUUGAUAUAGUUUGAGAUACUUUAUUAAAAUUAGUCAAGUGCCUGAGUUUUUAAUAUUGAACUUGAGUAUUUAUAUAUUGUGCAUCAACUUUGUUUAAUAUGAGAACUCUGUAGGACUGGACAAUCUGUUUUAGCACCUUUGAGCAUUUACUUUAUGGAAAGUAUGUAAGUUAUUUAUA